Molecule: messenger RNA, 1104 nt
Organism: Danio rerio (zebrafish)
Lineage: Eukaryota; Metazoa; Chordata; Actinopteri; Cypriniformes; Danionidae
Source: RefSeq, a predicted model, not a curated record
GAGAAAUGCGUCAGUUAAACGCCUGAACACCAUCAGAAUCACCAUAACACGUGAUGUCGGUGAGAAUGGCUGCUCCUCUUACUCUGGUGCUUCUGCUCAUGAUACACAGAGUUUAUGGUCAGUCUGGUUAUGAUGUGAGUUACAGCUCUACAAACAUCUGCGCACUAAAGGGCUCAACAGUGACAAUGGGCUGCACUUUUAGACAUCCUUAUGGAAGUUAUGUCAGUAAGGCAUUCUGGACCAAAUUCCCUGUAAUAGGUAGAGAGUAUCUAGAUCUGUUUGUGGACCCUGAAUACCGUCAGAGGCUUCAGUAUCUGGGAGAUAAACAGCAGAACUGUGCUGUAAGACUAAGUGAUUUGACAUACAAUGAUGAACACCAGUAUUAUUUCGGAUUCAUUACUAACAAAGAUGCCAGUUGGAUUGGCACUCCAGGGGUGUUUCUCUCUGUCACAGAUCUUCAGGUAGAGUCUCCUGAGAGAGUGAAAGAGGGAGAUUCAGUCAGUCUGACAUGUAAAACCAGCUGUGAACUGACGGACACACCAACAUUCAUCUGGUACAGAAACUCAGAGACAUUAAUUAAAGGGAGUGUUCAAAAUGAAAUCAUCUUCAGAUCAUUCACUAGAGGACAUGCAGGCUACUAUAGCUGUGGUGUGCAGGGACACAAGUACAUCUCUCCUGCUGUUUAUCUUGAUGUCACAUUGCAGCAAGGUGCUUCGAGAAAAAGGAGUGUGAUCGCAGUGACGUGUGGAGGAUUAUUCAUCGUUAUACUACUAUUUAUGAUACGAAUGAAAAGGAUGAACAGAAGAUCUGCAGUAAACGAAUACGAGAAUGUUGAUCUCAGUGCAAACACAUAUGCAGGUCUUGACCCCCAGUCCAGAUCACCUGACCUGUACAACACACUCACUACUCCCAGCCCUGCUGCUCACCAGACGAGCUCUUCUGAAUAUGAGAAUAUGUCAGCAAAUGGGAGAUCAGCAGUAGAUCUUCAUUAGUCAUCAGAGAAUAAACAACAUUUAGUGAACAAAAAUUUAAACUAAGACUAAAACAAUUGGUCAAAAAACAUUAUCAUCAACUGAAAUGAAAUGUAAAAAUUCACACUAAGUA